GAGUGUGUGUAGUUUUCUCUCCACUGUUCGCUUUCGGAUGUGGGACUGACUGAGGAACUCGCUCCUCGACAGAGUAGCCGAGUCCUGCGGAGAGUCUGGCAGGUCCGAAUCUCGCAGAACCGUGUAUGCAGGCGCUGGGGCAGCGGGGAGACACGGUUUAGUGGUCGUGCCUGGCGGGUCUGUUUGAGAGCGCAGUCCGCCUGUGUUUAAAUGCAUCUUAAUUGCUGGAGAAAGGAUACAGAGAGAGAGGGAAUGUAAAAAAUGCGGCGGUUUUCAGCUGGCUAACUCCGGCUAGAUGCGAAGUGGAGGAAACUAACGGGACGGGAAAACCCGGGCACACGGAAACGUCAGGAGAACGGGUCAUGUCCCGAUGCGAGGAGAGCGGCUGGAACAUGCUGCAAGCCACUUCUGGACUCGCAGGAACUUUGUGAAGGAGGGAGGAGAGUUUUACAAGUUUCUGUGUCUUCGCCCCCCCCCCCCCCCCAUCCCCCCGGUUUUGCCGAGUGUUGGGGGCGGAGAUGAUGGGGUCGUUCUGAGGAAUUCACCAUGGUCCGUGUGCUCGCCGCGGCGUUGUUGCUCUCGCUCGCUGGUCGGACGGGCGGCUGCCCGGAUCUGCUCACCAAUACUUGUGUGUGUCUGCAAGAGCGGAGUAAGGCGCACGGCGGCCCCCAGCUCCGGAGGAAGGUGGUGUGUAGCAAGCAGGAGUUAGUGGAGGUCCCGGACAGCAACCUCCUCCCCAACAGGACCGUGCAUCUAAUACUGAGCAACAACAAGAUUGCGUUGCUGAAGGCUGGCGCUUUCUCCGGACUGCAGGCCCUCGAGAAACUAGACCUGAGGAGUAACCUGAUCAGCACCAUCCAGGUCGGAGCCUUCAGCGGCCUCAACUCUCUGAAGCGGCUGGACCUGUCUGAUAAUCGAAUUGGAUGUCUGAAUCCUGGGAUGUUUCAGAGCCUGACCAAUCUGAUCAGACUAAAUAUCUCAGGGAACAUCUUCUCCACGCUCAAACCCGAUCUCUUGGAUGGUUUGGCCUCACUCAAAGUCAUCGAUUUCAGUACGGAGUACCUGGUGUGCGACUGUAACAUGCUGUGGGUGCUGAACUGGGAGAGGAGGAAGUCAGUGCGAAUCUCCGAGGAAACGCUGUGUGCUUUUCCUAAAGCACUGAGUGGAAAGCCGUUGAAAGACCUGAAGGAAAGCCAGCUGGUGUGUGAUGGACCUCUGGAGCUACCCAUCCUGCAGCUGAUUCCCGUCCUUCGCCAGGUGGUCUUCCAAGGGGACCGUCUACCGUUUAUGUGCACGGCCACCUACCUGGACAACAGCACCCGAGUGCUGUGGUACCACAAUGGCAUCCUGGUGCAGCCGGAGGAGGAGAAUGGCGUGGUCAUUAUGGAAAGCCUUAUUCACGAUUGUUCAUUGAUAUCCAGCGAACUGGUCCUCUCAAACAUCUACCUGCUGGCCAGUGGAGAGUGGGAAUGCAUCGUAGCAACGUCGCGUGGGAAUGCCUCGCUCAAGGUGGAGAUAGUGGUGAUCGACACUUCUGCCACAUACUGCCAGGCUGAGCUGGUUACCAACAACAGAGGGGACUUCAGGUGGCCACGCACAUUAGCUGGGAUCACUGUCUACCAACUGUGCCUGCAGUAUCCGUACCCCUCCUCCUCCCUGGAGAGGAAGACAUCCCGGAAGUGUAAUCGCUCCGGAAUGUGGGAAGAGGCUGAUUACUCUGCGUGUCUGUACAUCAAUGAUUACACCAGGGUCCUCUCCUCCUUCAUCCUGGUACCCAUCAAUAACACCAACGCUCUCCCACUUGCUCGCAAGUUGCUUGCCUACACCGCUGAGGCCACCAACUUCCUGGACAUGAUGGAUGUGAUUUACGUCACCCAGAUGAUCGAGAAGUUCAUCAGAUGGACGGAAGAGAUUCACGAUCUCGGGGAUGUGAUCGUGGAAGUGGCCAGUAACAUGAUGCUGGUGAAUGAGCAGGUGCUGAGGUUGGCACAGGAGGAAAGCGGAGCGUGUACGCGGAUUGUCUGGGCUGUGGAGCACAUCGCCAACCUCACUUUAACGUUCAAUUCACAGACCAUCAGCAAGGUAUCCGCAAACAUUGCACUGGAGGCAUUCCUGGUGAAGCCAGCCAGCUACAGCGGCCUCAGCUGCACUGCAUUCCAGCGCAGACUGGUAGUGAGCAGCCUCGAGGGACAGGCGCGAGGCGUCCCUCACCCCCUCCAGUUCCGGUGCAGCACUGGUAGCAUCAACAGCUCCCUGAGGCAUUUCCCUGUCAAGAACAGCAUUGCUCUGGCCUCUGUCCAGCUGCCGCCCGCUCUCUUUGCUCACUCCUCCUCGUCUCCAAGCCACAAGAAUUCCAGCUGCUGGCUGCAGUUUGUGGCUUUCCGCAACGGCAAACUAUUCCCCAGCACGGGCAACUCUUCCAACCUCGCGGAUCAUGGAAAAGAAAGGAGCCCAUCAACGCCUGUCAUCUUCGCUGGCACAGGUGGCUGUGGCGUGGGCACGCUCACCGAUCCCCUCCUGGUGUCUCUGCGUCACUGGCAGCCGGGAGAGGACCAGGUCGCGGCCCACUGGAACUUCGACCUCCUGGGUGGCCUUGGUGGCUGGCAGGCUGCAGGAUGCCAGAUCGCCCACACCAAUGGCAACGUCAGCACACUGUGGUGCCGGCAGUUCAGUAACGUGGCCGUGCUGAAGAGGAUAAGCAACCAGUCUGUUCCAGUCCACGAGAGCGUACCGAUUCUUCACCCGGUUAUCUACACCUGCACCGUGUUCCUCUUACUCUGCCUCCUCACCGCCAUCAUUGCCUACAUCCUGAGGCACAACACAAUCCGGAUCUCGAGGAAGAGCUGGCACAUGUUACUAAACCUCUGGUUCCACAUCUCCAUGACCUGUACUGUGUUCAGUGGUGGUAUCAACCGUAAAGAGUAUGUUCUGCUCUGCCAAGUGGUAGGGAUUCUCCUGCAUUACUCAUCCCUCUCAACUCUGCUCUGGAUUGGAGUUUCAGCAAGGGUCAUUUACAAAGAAGCAACACAGAAUUUGCAACGACAACAUGAACUCGAGCUUCCAGCCCCCGCACAGCGGCCAAUGCUCAGGUUCUAUCUCAUCGCAGGAGGCAUUCCUCUGAUUAUAUGUGGGAUCACAGCAGCUGUCAAUCUUCACAACUACAGCAACAUCAGUCCAUACUGUUGGUUGGCCUGGAAGCCCAGCCUGGGGGCUUUCUAUGUCCCGGCCGGAUUCACCGUGCUCGUCAGUUGGAUCUACUUCCUGGGUGCCGGCCUGCACCUCGGGUGCCGGCGGCGGAACAAGGGCGAAGCUCCGGGAUCACCGGAGCAGCCGGCAUCGGGCAGCGGCCGCCUGUCGGACUCGGGGUCAGCUUCUCUUGGCUCUGAGAGUCCCUCGCUGGCCACCAAGAAUGUCUACUCCCUGGAAGCUCAGCUCUGGGCACUGCUCUCCACCCAGCUGCUCUUUGUAGGCCUGUGGAGCUUUGGGGCCCUGGCAGUGGCAGGCCCUUCGCUGGCUAUGCUGUUCAGCUACCUGUAUGGCGUGGGGGCCGUCGCCCUGGGCCUCCUCGUCCUCAUCCACCACUGCCUGAAGCGUUGCGACGUUUGCGGGCCCUGGCUGCCAUGCGCCAAGGAGCCGGAUAAAGAGGAAGCCAGCCCGGCCGCUGCCUCUCCAGCCAAACCUGAGCUGAAGAUCCCACCGGCCACUGGUGACCCCUUCUCAGCCAGUGGCCCCUGCAAGCUGACCAACAUCCAGGUGGCUCUGAGCCAGGGGGAGCGGGCCACCGUGCGGAGCUCGUCGCCCUGCGGUGAUAGCGAGCCCGAGGUGGCGCCAUGCCGCCGCGGACACCGGACCAGGACAAGGCCGCCGCAGGCACGGCAGAAGGUACUGAGAGCCACCGCCUCGGACGCGGCCUCCAGCGAGAACGGCAGUGUGCGCCUCAGCAAUGGCAGAGCAGCACCAGAGGCCAGCGGCAGCCCGUCCGAGGGCAGCGAUAGCAGCAGCCAGGUGGCGGGCCUCGGCCUCGGGCUGCAGGCCUGCCUCAGCCCGGAAAACCGGAGGCCAGCCAGUGCUUUUGAGCGGGAGGUCAAGCGGAGGUCGUACCCACUGAACGCGACCAAUCAGAACGGUGCUCUCCAGGGCAGCCGCUGUGAUGUCACGCCGUUCGGCACCGAGGCCGGUGCUGGCAUUAACACGGGCCUGUGGAAGAGCGAGACCACGGUAUAGAGCGGGUGGUCAGAACGCUGGUCAGUUGCUGGCCCUGCACUCCAUGUGCAUCCAGACAGGUUGGGCUCAAAUCUGGCUGGCUGUCCAACUCCACUCCCCCUCCCAAAAACAAACCAUGGGUGAGGGACCUGCCAGGGUCUGGGGCCUAACAAGAAAUGUACCUGGCAACUCCAUCCUUUGCAUUCACUUUAUAUUGUCUAUAUGUUACGAUAUAUAUAAACUCGCUGUAAAAUUAAACACUUCUAACGUCAAACAGAUGUUUGGGAACCCAACCUGACCCUGAACUGACCUCUGGAGGAACUCAGCAGGAAGGGCCACAACUCUGGAGGGAAAAUUACAGUCGGGAUCCUUCAUCAGGAAGCCUGAAACAGCGACUGUUUAUUCAUUUCCAUAGAUGCCGCCUGACCUGCUGAGUUCCUCCAACAUUUUGUGUGUGUUGCUCUGGGUUUCUAGAAUCUCUUGUUCCUAGCCGUUAUUGGCCAAAGCGGUGUAACCAGAGCCCAGUUGAGGGGUGUGAGCAGAGUCUUCCCACCGCUGAUCUCAGAGGCGGCGGCUGUGUUGAAUAGACAGUUUUUCCCUUGAAAGGGCAAGCUUUGAGAUCUCAUAUACAAAAAAAACGGGAGGCCAGAGUUUAAAUGAGGGGGAGGAGUUUGAAAGGUGAUUAAAAGGGAGAGUUUUUUUUACACACGGAGUUUGGUUGAUAUCUGGAAUGAUCUGCCAGAAGAGGUGAUGAAAUGAGAUAGGGUCACAUUCAGGAGUAGGAGGCGGGUGGGCAAACGAGUCAGGAUGAAUGUGGUGGGCUGAAAGGCCGGAUUCGAUGUUGUACGGCAAUGCGUGCAGAAAGGAGGAUAGGCAGUGAGCGGUAAGCUUUUCUCCUGCUGUGGGAGUGCUCACUGCCUUGCCACACAUUUUCCCCACCCAGGGAAACAUCAUUAGUUGUCCUGUCAACCCAUUACAUUUCCAUUCACAAUUGGAGUACCCCGUACUGCUCAACAGGACUCGUUUGACUCGUUUCCCAACAUUCCUUGUCAUUCUUAAUGCCCACACUUGCUUGACGUUUGGACUUGCGAUUUCAAGCAUGACAAUAUGGGUUGUUUUGAUGGAAAUCUAAAAGUAGGGUCUUUUGCAGGGGUCAACAGCAGAGGAUUUCCAGAAUCUUCGAUCUCCUCAUUGGUAAUGGGACCCCGGGUGAGCGUGGAUGAAUAAGAUUACUUGCAAAGUUUUGUGUUUACCGGGGGAGAUGUAGUGAUGGAGGAAGCUCAUGUAGAGCUCCACACUGGCACAGCUGAGUGACCAUAUUCUGUUACUUCCAUUGGUUAGGGUUGACCAUGACGUUGCGUCCAACCCGUCUAUGUGAUACACAAGCCAGGGCAGUAGAUAUGAAGAGCAAGCUUUGCCUACAUAGCAGAGACUCCCCUCCACACGUCUGAUCAAUCCAAAGGAUUGGCAGAGACAGAUACAAUUUGGCACCAUCAGUGUCACAGGAGAUGCCAGUUAACAUCGACUUCAAUGUAGGACUGCCUUAGGGGCUCCAGCUUCAGGGUUUAUUCCCAAAGCCUUCCCCCGUGAGUGGGUAUAGCCUCAGGGCAGCGAAGGUUUGAGGUCAGAGUUUUCCUUCUCCUAUAUGAGUCGCCAACCAUGCUGAUAAACCCCAUCAGUCCAGAGCAACUGGUUUUAAGGAACCUUUGCCCCUUCUGUCAGUAGGAACGGUUCUGCCAGGCUUAGUAGCUAAGUCACACGUGAAGGCCGGGAGCUAGAUUUGGUUGUCAGAGGAUAUUUGAGUUGCACGCCAUUGGGAGCAUUUAAUAGGAAGUGGGAGCUUAUCCCCAUGAGCCCCAAUACCUCCCCCCUCCCCCCACCAGCAACCUUAACGAGCUUAUUCUGUGACCAAGUUUAAUGUAACAGUCUCAGUUCCUGGUGCCUGACAAUUGCUCCCAGUAAUCAUUGCCUCCAAACGGUUGAGAACGUGUUAGCAGUGGGGUAGUCCUUCACCUUUUGAAGCACUUUAGACCACUUUAUAAUCCUUUGUUACUCAGGUCUGUGUAAUGUUGGCAUAGCUGUCUGUCCUGUUCAAUCCUUACUAGGAAUUGUAGAAAUUCCUGCUUGGGAUUUGGUGGCAUUCCUAACUGUGUUUCCCACCUAAAUAUCCUGGACAGAGGGGGAGUAUGGCCCUUCAAGAGCUUGCAUUUAAUGUCUGACACCAUUGUUGCUGUGUUAGAGGUCAAGGGUGAAAGGUGAAGGGUAACAACUUCAUUCAGAGGGUGGUGUGAGUGUGGAACAAGCUGCAGAGGAAGUGGUGGAUGUGAGUUUGAUUUCAACAUUUAAGAGAAGUUUGGAUAGGUACAUGGACUUGAGGGGUGUGGAAGGCUCUGCUCCAAGUGUGGAUCAGUGGGACUAAGCAGAAUAACAGUUUGGCAUGGUCUAGAUGGACCGAAAGGCCUGUUUUUGUACUGUAGAACUCUAGAACUAUCAUGGCUGCACUCCAUUGCCAAAGCUUGGUUCUGUGAAUUAGUAUGCAAGUGCAGCUUCUUCAUGUACAACACAAAUAUCUGGGAAUUAUUUAUGCUGUUGUUUCUCUGUGCCUCCUACUUGAAUACGGUUGAAUAACAAUUAAAUAGUUUAAUCCAGGAAUCAGUUCAGACAACAUCACAUUUUCUUCAGUGGAGCCUUUGGGGAGGAGCUGCAGAAUGGGAACGGUUGCACUGUCACAGCCUGAGUAAGUGUUUUAUUCCCCGUCCCCAUGGGGGUGGGGUGGGGGGAAUAGUACUAAAGAUUUUUCCUCCUUCCUCUCCCCAUGGCACAUCAUUUUCCAUCAUACACAACCUUAUCGUUUUUUAAUUGACCCAAACCAAAUACGUCAAUGGCCAAACAGUCCAGUCCUGAGGGCUAUUGAUUAAUGUCAAAUCAUUCUCUAUCCAGUAACUGACCAGAGGUCUAGAGACUUACUGAGCAGCAGCCAGUCAUUGUCCAUUAUCCAGUCAAUGACCUAGAGUCCUGUUAACAACAUCCCUCUGUGGGCCAGCAGCCAGUCAUUAACAUGAGAUUCUGCUGAUGCUGGAAAUCCAGAGCUAAACACACACAAUCCUGGAGGAACUCAGUAGGCCAGGCAGCAUCCGUCUGCUCCUUCUUCUUAAGCCCCCAUCACUCCUACCAACAGCAGCUCGCCAGAGUCCUCUGUCCUGGGCCAGUCUUUCAAGUUGUCCCAUGUAUAGAUCCUUCCUCUCCAGGAUGAGGUCUUUGGAGAUCUGCAGCUCUGGAUCUUUACAGGAUGGGGUUGCUAGGCCCAUGCCCAACCCUCCUCUGUUCACAAUCAGGCUUGGCACCGUCCAUGGCGGAGUUAAGCACGUAUUAAUGGAGAGGAGGAAAUAGUCGACAGUUUGGCCUGGUGAAGGAUCUCAGCUCGAAGUGUCGACCAUUUGUUCCUCUCCAUAGAUGCUGCCUGACCUGCUGAGUUCUUCUAAUAGCCACUUGUCGUCCAGGACUCACAACCAAUGUUGUAAACUUAGUAGCCAGACCUUUUUUCAUGAAUAGAUGAUGAGAAAUGUUUCAAGAAAAGAUAAUAAGGCUGUUUCUAGUUCUGAUACUGUCUUUUACUUUAUGAACUAUUUUUAUUUCCAGGGUUAUCCAUUAUCCAAAUAAGAAGGGUGCCCCUUGUCUCUGUAUCGUGAGUGAGUGUGAGUAUGCCUGUGUGUUGAGAGUGAGUGUGAGUGAGUGUGUGUGUGUGUGUGUGUGUGUGUGUGUGUGCGCGCGCACACAUGCGCUUGAAGCUCUUCUAGCAACAUACAAAGUGCUUCUACCUAAUGGAGAUCAGGAGGGAGCUACCUAUGCACUUCACCAGUGACCAAGUGGUUUGCUGCACUAAUCCAGAGCUUUCAUAAUCGCUAGUAAUUAGUGUGUAUCCUGUGAGAGCUUUGCACAAUCUGCAUGUCCUCUUUAUCUGUGUCCAAUUUGCCUUAAAAAGAAAGAUUAUUCUUAUACAAGUGCCAAAGAGAUAUAUAAAACUUAUGGAAACAUAGAUUAAAAAUAGAAUGUGUGUAUGAUUUAAAAUGAUUAUAAAGCAAUUUUCUUUUGAAAACUGUCUAUAAUGUACUGUUUAAUGUCGUGUUGAAAGCCAAUAAUCUUGGUGCUCUUUGGUUUCUAUUUUGGUUUAACUGGUACCAAAGAUUGUGGUAUCAAAGCAGCAAGUAUUAAUGAGUCUGCCAUCGUUGGGUUCCUGAUUCCUCACCCUUCAACUUCCCUUCCCAUCAGCUUAAUGUACAUUAAACAGCAACUGAGGCCAGGAAGGUGAGUCAGUGUGGUUAGGUACUGUACAUGCCUGUCAGGAGCAAACUACUCAACGUUAGCUUAUGGAUUUGAGAGUUAGGGAGAAGGAACAAUUGGAGCAUCACAGAGGGAAAAAAGUUUGUUUUAGACGAGGAACAACUUUUUCUUUUUCAGCUCAUCACCCCUACUGGAGCAUCGGCCACCGACAGCAGCUCACCAGUGUCCUGGGCCAGUCUUUCAAGUUGUUCCCAGGUAUAGCCCAUCUUCCUCUCUGGGAUGAGAUCCUUGGAGCUUCUGUUGGCAUGAGUUUUUACGGGAUGGGGUUGCUCGCCUUAUGCCCAACCCUCCUCUGUUCACAAUCAGGCUUGGCACCGUCCAUGAGUGUAUUUUUCCUUACACUAUAUUUGCUUGUUAUUUAUAACGUGUAUUGGAGGGGUAAGAAGGAGGUUUGGUUGAGCCUAAGGAUUAGUUGGGUAAUAAAAAAUCUGCCCAUUCUCCCAAUGGACCCAGGAGUGAGGCUGAGCCAGGCAGAAGGGCUUUUCUACCCUGUAACGUAGGUUUCAGUUGCCGGAGGGGUGGGGCUCCUGAGGCACUCCUCCGUCUCCCAAAUGUUCCUCAUACUUACUGCUUGAAAUACAUGAAGCAAGAGUCUACACCGAGCUUUGGUUGGGGAAAAUGAAUGGCAUAUGAUUUCAAAUCUUGCUGGAAGGAGGAUGAGCUGCCAAUACAGCUGCUGUUAUCAGAUGUGAAGUCUCUCUUUCCCUGAGAUUGCAAUCGCAGAAUGACAAACAGGAAUUAAAGCCAUUCUUUAGUUUAGUGGUGUGACUGUAAGAUACUGGGAUUUUAAUGCCCAGCUUUGCUCUAAUAUGCUUUAUUUAAUUCCAUUGUGUGUUUUACCAAGCACUAAUCAGUAUUGUUCUUUAUCCAAAGAGAAUUUUGAGAAGUCAAAUGUUUCUAUACUGAACAACCGAUCUGGGCAUUGUUGAUGCUGAUAUAUUAUGCAAUAAUCUAUGUUAUAGACCAUGUAUUUGUGAUUGUAUUUAUGUUGUGUAUUUGCACAUAUCAUGUCACAUCAGCCAGAGUUUUCAUUGCUCCUGUCAUAUUGAUGAUAGAUGUCUGUCAGUCUUAUCUAGAGUGCCUAGACAGUCCUCAUGGAAAAAAUACAAUGGUUCACUACCCUGUGGGCAGGAAAAUAAACCUUCCUAACUCUGUCCAGAAUGACUGAUCUCUUAUUUGGACUCCUGUCCUAGAAUCCCCGGGCAGAGGAAACAUCUGCCCGAUCCAUAACGAUUGUGUAGUUCUUGAUAGGGCCAUCUCUCAUUUCUUCUAAACUCAAGGCCUGGUCUGUUUUAACCUUUCAGCUGCAGUGUUAAUCCUGCCGGUCUUCUGCACUCCUGAUUCAGCUGUCAAUUUCUUUUGGACCAGAGAUAAAUUGAUAAUCCUGACCUGUAAAAUCCUUCAAGCUCUCUGAAUAUUAUCAGCCCAUAUUUAUUGAUAAGACAGAAACAGGCCAACUAUAAGAAUCCUUUCUCCUUCCAUAAACUAUACCAAGGCACCCAGAGCAGCUAACAUUGAGGUGUAUGCAUUUGGAAAUGCUUUUGUCCUAAAUGAAGCUAAAAUCAGACCUGUCUUUUCCCUUCAUGAACUGUAGGAUGGAAAUGGUUCUGUAAGUUCAUCUCCAACCAUAAGCCUGGUUUUUCUCACCCUCCUUCCCCACCCCCACCCCCCCAUCUUUAGUUCAGAUUCUUUGUCCAAAAAGCAGAAGCCAAGUCUGUUUUGGUACAGUGAUGUACUCUAUCUCUGGUGGGCUCUUCACAGCAAGGUUCAACAGUCUGGGCCUCUUUCUACUAGAAAGAUUCUCUCAGAAUUUGAAAGGGAUGCAUGGGGUAAAGAUAGACAUUUAGUUUCACAAGAGAGGAGUGCAGAGCCAGUGUAAGGUGGUCACAGAUUGGCAGCUCAUGUAAGACGGCCAUUAAUAAAUCAGGAAUGAAGAGAGUUUAGAGUAUGAUCCCAUGAGGAAUGGUUGAUGUGAAAAGAGGCACUUCAGAGCAACAGGAAGAGAGUGGUUUGCUAAUGGGGAUGAUUCAUGUGGAGCAAAAGCGCUGCCACUGGCCUUGGACCAAAUGGCCUGCUUGGUGCUGUAAACUCAAUAUAAUUCUGUGCAAUAUAUUACACUGUAGUGUUCCCAGUGUUAGUCCGUAUGUGACUGGGUGGAACUACUGAAGAUCUGGUUUAUUUAUUAAAAUACUGUCACUAGUAUUGUAGGUGUUGCUAUGCAACCAGUGACAGUACUCUGACAGGAUUGAGAUAUGACAGAGUUCACAGCAAAUGAUAUAACGUAAUGACUGAGAAUUGUAGUUCUAAACCAGUUACAGCGAAUCGUGGAGGUGUUGCUAGUAUUGUCAAGUCACAGUGUGACAGAAGGUUGCAGAUUUCUGAGGGUAGGUUGUGACAUUAUAAAUUGAUUUUCCAAGUGAGCAAGUAUUAUUGAUAAGCUUAGCACUUCUCCCACAAUGCAAGAUUAGAAGUUUAAUUGAUAGAAUUAGCAAUUAAAGAGAAAGAAGAGUUAGUAAUAAAGAUAAUCUUAACAAAGAGUUGAAUUCCCCUCCUCACCCCCAGGGGGCAUAGAGAGAUGAUGGUGGAGCUAGGAUUGUGGGUCUGUAGAAGGGAAAGGGGAAGUAAUGGGUCCCAUGGUAGCUUGGCAGUUAGCGCACUGGUAUUACAGCUCGGGGUGUUGGAGUGAAGAGUUCAGUUCCAAUGUCGUCUAUAAGGAGUCUGUACAAUCUUCCCUUGUGUGUGUGUGUUUCCUCUGGGUUUUCUGGUUUCCUCCCACAGUCCAAAGACGUACUGGUUUGUAGGUUAAUCGGUCAUUGUAAAUUGUCCCGUGAUUAGACUAGGGUUAAAACAAGGGUCGCUGGGCCAGAGGGCUCUAUUCCAUGUUGUAUCUCAAUCAAUAACAGUCCAGCAAUGCACCAAGUGCUGGGUUUAAAAUCAAUUUUAAACAAAGGAGAUUUGUGUUUCUUUUCUAACAGCCAAAGUCUAGCUGAGUAACAAAGCACGUGGAUACAUUUGCCUAUGAAACGGAGAAUUCUGAAGAGUAGCUUGUUGAGGGAGUCCCACUCAGUAAAUGCUGAUGAUUAACUGUGCAUACAGGGUGCAUCAUGGAAGGUCCUCAGUCAAUCAAUCAGUACGUGCCCAAUGUCUGUUCCCAUUACCUCCCCUCGUCUGUCCAUUCUUCCCUGCCUGAGCAAUUAUUCCUCGUCAGGUAAUACCUUGCCUGAAUUCUAAGCAGGCCAGGCCUCCCAAUCAGGGUAUCCUGACAGGCCCUUCUACUGACAGGAGAUGAGGUGACUGAGGAGCCUUUGAAAACUCUCGUUGGUGCCGCUUACUGUUCAGUUGCAGAACCAAUCACUCGCUUAAGCUCGCUGACAGUAUCUUGGCUGCAUGUUUAGAACCAGAGUAUUUUUUAUGCUUUUGAUAUUCAGGUGCUUUAUAAAUUCAAAAGGAUCAUUUUGUUGUGAAAAGCUAUUUUAAUAAUAAAUUAUGGCUACCA
Messenger RNA from Hypanus sabinus (Atlantic stingray), 12040 nucleotides. RefSeq names its product adhesion G protein-coupled receptor A2 (gene adgra2). The transcript has 19 exons. The record is from RefSeq and is a predicted model, not a curated record. Gene Ontology annotation, biological process: positive regulation of canonical Wnt signaling pathway; G protein-coupled receptor signaling pathway; cell surface receptor signaling pathway. Gene Ontology annotation, cellular component: Wnt signalosome; plasma membrane. NCBI's taxonomy places the organism in Eukaryota, Metazoa, Chordata, Chondrichthyes, Myliobatiformes, Dasyatidae. Gene Ontology annotation, molecular function: G protein-coupled receptor activity; protein binding. The coding region runs from base 547 to 4224 and encodes 1225 amino acids.